Molecule: messenger RNA, 1361 nt
Organism: Xenopus laevis (African clawed frog)
Lineage: Eukaryota; Metazoa; Chordata; Amphibia; Anura; Pipidae
Gene: ptma.L
Product: prothymosin alpha L homeolog
Exons: 5
Coding region: 73-405 (110 amino acids)
Biological process (GO): positive regulation of transcription by RNA polymerase II; negative regulation of apoptotic process
Cellular component (GO): nucleus
Molecular function (GO): histone binding
Source: RefSeq, a predicted model, not a curated record
UUCCGGGAUACACUCCUACUCGUUUCGUUAUCAUUCAUUAGAUAUAGAUUCGCUUAUUUCCUUACAUUUAGAAUGUCAGACACAGCAGUGGCCGCCAGUGGGAAGCCCAUCAAGGACUUAAAAGCAAAAGAGAAGGAAGUUGUAGAAGAAGCAGAAAAUGGAAAGGACAAGCCUACCAAUGGAAAAGCAGAAAAUGAGGAAAAUGGAGAGCCAGAGGUAGAUAAUGAAGGCGACGAAGAAGAUGAGGUAGAUGAGGAAGAUGAAGAGGAUGAAGUAGAAGGAGAAGAUGACGAUGACGAUGAUGAAGUAGAGGGAGUCACCGGCAAGAGAGCAGCAGAAGAUGAUGAGGAUGAUGAUGAUGAUGAUGUUGAAAUAAAGAAGCAGAAAACAGAUGAAGAUGACUAGAGUGGGACAGUGUCCCUGUCUCAAAAUAAAGUAUAUAUAUAACCUUACCCCCCACCGCCUGCCCUCAACUCUCAAAUAUGGGUCACAGAAAAGCAAUUCUUCCGUCCCAGCCCCCUCAAGCAGGCUUCUUUGGCCCCAUGUCCUCCGUCCACAAAUGACACCACCGUUAAAGGUGCCAGUCACAGUGCCCACGUGGCUUUGUUUUUGUGUUUAAUCUUUUUCUUUCUGCAGCAACUUCAGCUAGGGUUUAUCCCUGCACUGCCAGUAUAGAAUGCAUUCAUUUGCUUUCCUUUUCGGUCAUAAUGUUGUUUGGGUGGGGUGGAAUUGUUCAUAAAUUCUAGAGGGGUUAUUUUGCUUUUUCCUUUUUAUAAAAACUGGGAAACAAAACACCUUGGAAGGGGUCCUCUGUUUGUAUUUUUUAUUUACAUUUUAUAUUUUUGUACAUAUUGGUAUACAGCUGUCCUUUUCUGUACUGGGGAUCCAACUGCCAGGGUGUCGGGGGGGCUUUUAAAUUAAAUUUUUUUUUUUUUGUCCCCCUUCUUUUUUGACAAUUGUUCCCAUGGCUAUAUAUAUAUAUAUAUAUAUAUGGAGGAAAGAUCUUGCAUUUUUUAACCCCCCUUUUCUGGGCAGCGGUGGAAGGGCGGUGGGAGGUGUGGAGUUUGAGAGCAGUCUCUUCUCCAAAUGGCAAAAUCUUUACAAAAAAGCAAAAAUUGUUAUAAAAAAAAAAACUUAAAAUAAAUAAGACAAAAUCCCCAAUAUAAAAUUCUGAUCAUUCCAGUAACUUUUGAACAUAUUUUUAGCUGUACUUUAGAAGAGUUUGGAUGAGAAAAUGGCCAAAGAUUUUCUUUUAGUUUUGUUUUGUCUCUGAAUUUUUUUUGUUUGGCCUGAUUGGAUGUGUGUGGCAGUAUUGUCAAUAAAACUGCAAUUUUAAUUUGCAGGCUUUCCUUUUGUUCUAA